UGCUUUCGUGCCUUUACUGCCCGCUCUUGUUGCUCUUUGUCUUUACUCCCACCUACUGCUCCCGACGCCAUCAUCGAUGAUGCAUCUUUGCAUGGGCCAUCUGUGAUAAGAUGUGCUACACACUCGUAUAAGCCAUCAGAGUGUGAUGCACUACAUCUAUGC
Molecule: messenger RNA, 162 nt
Organism: Acaulospora morrowiae
Lineage: Eukaryota; Fungi; Glomeromycota; Glomeromycetes; Diversisporales; Acaulosporaceae
Source: the annotation of a GenBank genome assembly